Trichophyton rubrum CBS 118892 is the source of this 3045-nucleotide messenger RNA. RefSeq lists its product as uncharacterized. Gene Ontology annotation, molecular function: ATP binding; ATP hydrolysis activity; ABC-type transporter activity. The record is from RefSeq and is a predicted model, not a curated record. The transcript has a single exon. Gene Ontology annotation, biological process: transmembrane transport. Bases 1 to 3045 code for a protein of 1014 amino acids. Lineage: Eukaryota; Fungi; Ascomycota; Eurotiomycetes; Onygenales; Arthrodermataceae. Gene Ontology annotation, cellular component: membrane.
AUGCACUACCUCGCAGCCGUUCUGAAGCAAAAUAUGGCACUUUUCGACGACAACGGGUCUGGUGAUAUCCUUUCCCAUCUCACGGACGACACAAAGGCAAUACAGAAUGCCAUUUCCUCCAAGCUGUCACAGACCAUCAGCGCCUUUGGCACAUUUAUCACUACUAUUGUGGCGUGUUUCAUUCUUGACUGGGUCUUGAUGCUUGAAAUGACCUGGUCUUUUGCACUGGGCUACGGAGUCCUCUACUUUGGCGGCAAAUUAACCGUUCUAUACAGCGGUCGCAGCAUCGAGGCAUCCUCGGCCGGAUCAGCUGUGGUCGAAGAAGCACUCGGCUCUAUCAAAACGGUAACCUCUUUGGGUAUGCAGCCAUAUAUUCAUGCAAAAUAUAUGAACUUUUUAACACAAGCGGCCAAGCACGGUUUUAUUCUCUCCUCACUCAACCAACUCCUUCUCACCAUCUGCAUCGCAAGCGGCUAUUUCAAUGUUGCGCUAGCAUUUUGGCAAGGUUCAAUUCGGCUUACGGAGGGCAAAACGUCUUUUACUUCAAUUGUAGCCAUCUCAAUGAUAUCCAAGUCUGCUGCCUUCUGCGUAUUGGGUGUUGGUUCAAAUUUGGAAGCAUUUGCUGCGGCUACAGCAGGAGCCGGCCGCCUUGCAAGGAUCAUUCAGCGCGUGUCAUCAAUAGAUUCAUCUUCGGACCACGGGUAUAUACCAGAGCGCUUUGACAGCACUUUAGAGCUUCGUCAUGUGAGGCACAUAUAUCCAUGCCGACCAAACGUCGUCACCUUGAAAGACGUGAGCAUCAAGUUUCCAAUGGGACAAAUUACAGCUAUUGUAGGACACUCUGGAUCCGGGAAAAGCUCUAUCUCAAAUCUUCUCUUGCGCUUCUACGAUCCCCUGGAAGGGCGUAUCCUCCUGGAUGGAACAGACCUGUCACAUUAUCAACUUCGUUGGCUUCGUCAACAGAUCGCCGUCGUGAAACAGGAAUCAUUCAUGUUUAAUCGGUCCAUCUUCGAGAAUAUUGCGUGUGGAUUUACCAGGCCUCAGUGGGAAAUCGCCUCUUCGCUUGAACGGGAGCGAGCCGUAUAUAAGGCUGCCGAUAUAGCUCAAGCAAGUGAAUUUAUCAACCGGCUGCCCCAGGGAUACGACACAGUCGUAGGUAUACGGGGCUCGAGACUCUCUGGAGGCCAGCUCCAAAGGAUCGCUAUUGCUCGAGCUUUGGUUGGAGACCCUCGGAUUCUUAUUCUAGACGAGGCGACUUCAGCUCUUGAUAGUGAGACAGAAGCUAGGCUGUUAUCGACCAUGGCAGGAAAAGACAGCAAGAGGACCACCAUAGUUAUUGCCCAUCGCCUCUCCACAAUCCGCAAUUCGGAUAAUAUCGUUGUUCUCAACGAUGGGCGUGUCGUCGAGAGUGGAAGGCACGACGACUUGCUGGCUGCUAAAUCAUUUUAUUAUGACCUGGUGCAGGCACAGGAUAUAGGGAAUAAGGAUCGGACGGCGACAUCAACCAUUCCUGAGACGGCCAAUGUAACCCCAACUCAUGAAAGGGACGAAAGUCCGCCUGCAACUGAAGGAGUUCAUAAAGUUAUGGCAGGUGAUAACAAUGCAAAGUCAAUAAUUUCGUCUUCACUCUGGUCUAUGAUCCUAUUCAUUUUUAGGCUCAAUGAGGGAGAAUCGCAUUGGCUCAUUAUAGGACUCAUCUGCUGCAUUGUUGUGGGAUUUGAGGAACCGGCCUCUGCAAUUCUUUUUGGUAAAGCUAUCACAUCCAUCUCUCAGCCCCUAGACCACGCAGACAAGAUCCUAUCUAAUGCAAGCUUUUAUGCAUGGAUGUUCUUUGCCCUGGCGGUUGUGAUGCUGGUAGGGUUCGCCGUUCAAGGCAUCACUUUUGCCUUCAGUUCAGAGCAUCUCACGAAACGAGUUAGGUCUCUCGCCCUCAGCCAGUACCUGAGAAUGGAUAUAUCCUUCUUUGAUAAGAAAGAAAAUUCUGCGGCUGCUCUCUCUGGGUUCCUCUCCAACUCUACCAGUGACCUGACAGGGCUGAGUGGUAGCGCUCUGGGCGCCAUCCUUAUCUGUAUCUCUUCUCUUGUUUCUGGAAUCCUAGUUGGAUUUGCACUUGGAUGGAAGCUAGCGCUUGUGUGUUUUGCAGUGGUCCCCUUGAUGAUAGGAGGGGGUUAUUUUGGGAUUAUACUUGUUGGAAACUUUGAGAGAAAUAAUGAGGUCUUUGCCAAUAAAGCUGCUGAAUUUGCCGGAGAGACGCUUAAUGGUAUUCAGACCAUCGCUGCUCUAACCCGGGAGAAAGUUGCACUGGCAGAGUUCGAGGCAAUUCUCAACAGCACUAAAAAGGAGGCUCUGGUAGCAAAUCUGAAAUCGUCCUUCAUAUAUGCCUUAACCCAAUCAGCUUACUAUGCCUGCAUGGCUCUCAGCUUCUGGUACGGCGGUCAGCUCAUCCUUAGUGGAGAGUAUACCCUUUUCCAAUCGAUCGCCGUCCAGUCUGCGAUGCUUAUGAGUGCCAUCUCUGCCGGUUUGGUAUUCUCCUGGACUCCAAAUAUCGGCCAGGCAAAGCAAGCUGCCGCAUCUCUGCAGCGCUUGUUGACACAAAAAUCGUCUAUUGACCCGUCAUCCCCUUACGGGGAGAAACUGACCCCGCUGCGCGGUGACAUCGCCUUUGACUCGGUUAGCUUCUCAUAUCCUUCGCGCCCAAAUCACCGCGCCCUAGACCAAGUAAGCUUCAAUAUCCCAGCAGGAGCAAAUGUGGCCUUUGUCGGCGCCACUGGUUCAGGCAAGAGCACUAUCAUCUCACUGAUCGAGCGCUUCUAUGACCCUAUUGAUGGGACGGUGUUCGUUGACUCGAAGCCCAUUCGGUCGCUCUGCCUGUCAGAGUACCGCAGUCGCAUAGGGCUGGUUAGCCAAGAGCCUAACCUCUUCAGCGGUACACUGAAGAUGAACCUGACCCUUGGGUUGGGUGAAAAUGAAAAGCCAACAGAUGAUGAAAUCUAUAAUGCCUGUCGUGAAGCUAAUAUCCACGAUUUCAUCAUCAGUCUUCCGUGA